GAUUUCAGUAUAAAUAAGGCCGCAGACGGGACAGCUCGGCUUGUCCUGCCGCUGAUGUCGGAGAAGCUAUAUAGAGGUUAAACCCCUUCAAAGAGCUGCAAGCUGCUCCAACAUGCACACACUCUGACCCGCCUCACGGAUGGGACUAUACUCGAACCGGACCUACAGAGAAAUCCCGAGUUGUUCACGGUUCAACGCAAAACUAUUUGGCACAAGAGCGCAGUGAAGAUCCAUCGAUGUUUUUGCAGACUUUCUACUGGCACGUUGCGCAAACUACACAGACUCCCAAUAGCUAUAUGUGACCGUGAAGGUGUCAUUAUCAUUUUUACAUGUUUUGUAAUAAUAUCCUGCAGCUCCAGCGGAGGAAGCGACUCCUUCACCGGGUUGUUUUGGUUUCCAAGAGGGGGAAGGAGAAGUGUUUUGGGGAGUUGGAACUUUCACUGGAGUAGAGGACCUGAACACUUCUGCAGAGAUCGGGGAACGAGGACACUAAAGAGGAGUCCGGCGGGGCCAGAAACACGAGCAGAUGAUCCGACAGUCCGUAAACAAACCCAGAGGUUUGAUUUUCUCCUGUGGUGUUUGUGUGGAGCGUGCCACACACCCACUCCACAACAACGACGGCUCUGGCUUGCAUCUUCCAGUGCUUCUUCUGUCCGCAAGUCCAGCAGAGCUGCAACUCUUCCAGUGCCAGCCCGGACACCAGCGAGGAGCCCUGCCCCACUGACAUGGUGAAGAUGACCAAGUCAAAGACCUUCCAGGCUUACCUGCCUAGCUGCCACCGCACCUACAGCUGCAUCCACUGCCGGGCGCACCUGGCCAACCACGACGAGCUCAUCUCCAAGUCAUUUCAAGGCAGUCAAGGAAGAGCCUAUCUGUUUAAUUCAGUGGUGAAUGUCGGCUGCGGGCCAGCUGAGGAGCGGGUUCUCCUCACAGGUUUACAUGCUGUGGCUGACAUCUACUGUGAAAACUGUAAAACCACCCUUGGCUGGAAAUAUGAACACGCGUUUGAGAGCAGUCAAAAGUACAAAGAGGGAAAGUUCAUCAUUGAGCUGGCACACAUGAUCAAAGACAACGGAUGGGAGUGAUGCUCCUCUUCUCACUCUCUGACCUUGGAAUGCUCUUUAGUGAACUGCAUGGAGCGAUGACCAUCGACCACCUUGCCCCCUCCCGAGCCCCCUUAAAAAGAAAAACUCCACGAACCUCCACCCCAUCGCCUCUUUCACACGCACACACACCCACCUGCCCAUCGUGAGAGUGACAAAAUGGCGACAGAGGAGCAACUGGAGUGCUGUGAUUACUUUGAAGAGUGUGUGUUCUCCUUCACAGAGCGGGAUUUUUGGGGUCUGCUUUCCUCACUCUCACCCCCCCCCCCUCACCGAACCACGCUAACAAGUGACUGUGGUGUCAUGGCGACCACUAUGCGAAUGGAGAUAGACUUCACUGAGAGGACAUGUGUUUGUUUUCUUUAUGUUGCUCACCCAGCGAGACGGGUGACGAUUUAUUUUUAAUGUUAUUUACUAUAUCUUUAUCUUCUGGGUCUAAGGACUUGGUUUGAUAGCAGAUGGGUGUUACUGGUUAGCAUUUUAUUUCCCUGUCAAGUCUGUCCUGUUGUGUUUUUUGUUGUUGUUGGUUUUUAUUUGUCUCUUUGCCUUUAGCUGAGCAUGCUUUUCUUUGCUGAUGUCCAAAUGAGCAAUCAGGGACGGGUGGGGAAAGGGAGUUCUUUUGUAGUUACAAAUAUGUAGCAGCAUCUUGCUUUUAAAAAAAAAAGAUGAACAAAUUGGCAAAGGAUGGGAUGCAGUAGUGUGGGGUGUUAUUCCUUAUAUAUCUUUAUUGUUUUAUCUUUUUUUCUUUCUUGUUCAUUUUCUUAACUUCUCCCCCCUUCUGGUACUUCUCAGAACCCAAAAAGCAUAAGGAGCAGCACCUCCGAUGUGUUAGACAUAAAUGGAUAUGUAUAACUAUAAAUAUAUAUAUAUAUAGAUAUUUAAAUAUUUGUAGUGUUUGGCUAAGUGCGAUUGUGGCUGGUCCCAUUUUGCAGCAGUACCACAAGUUAAAAGGAGCGAAAAUAGUUUCUAGACUGGGGAACCUGACAUCAGUGGCCACAUGUCAUAAAGCAUUAAGGCGGACUGUAUUAUUCCAUUGUCUAGUAAUGAAACAAUCAGAGAGACAUCUACAUAUGAAUAUAUAUAUAUAUAUAUAUAUAUAUACACGCAUACUAUGGUUACAUAUCCAUAAAUGCUAUGAAACUGUUCAUAGUACGUAAAUAUUGGAACAUGGAUUCUGAAUAUGCUUGCUGUCGUGCACAUAUGUAUAUAUGCAUAUGACUUUGUGUAUAUGCAUUGUGUGUGUGGUCACGCAUUACACAGUGACGUACUUGAACGUUGCUAUUUCGUUUGCACUUUGCAGAGGCCUUUGGUUCAUCUCAGUUUAGAGGCAAAACUUUAGUUCGCUCUUGUCUGUAUUUUUCUACUUUAGUUUUUUUAAACGGCCUUUCUCACAGAUGAACGACAGAUUGUUGUAGACGGAAAGAAAGUUUGACCUGGACAGUUUGAGGUGUUUUCGUAGUUUUUUCGUUACGACUGAAGCUAGAUGCUUCUACAAGUUUUGGUUUUAUUUCAAUAAGAUCAACAACUGAUGCUUUUCCUCUUAGUUUUUCUCGAGAAAAGUUUAGUUUCCGAUUCUUUGCUGCUAUCGUAGAAAUGCGGCCAUUUCCUUCUCGCUCUUGUAGGUCUUUUUGCACUUUAAAUGCUUAUCCGUCUCUCUCUCUUAGAGCAUAUGAAUUGUCUCUUUGUGAUUUGCCUCUAAGCCGUAUGAAUCUUGUGCCUCUUCAAAUCAUGAACAGCCUCCCCUCUUAUUUUUCUGUUGUGCAGUGCAUAACUUGAAAAAUCCUUUGUGUGAACGAUGUGUCUUCCCCCUUCUGUGGCCCUCAAAAGAAUUGUUUUUCACAUAGAUCCUCAUAAAAUGUAUCUUUUUUUCUUUUCUUUUCACAACAGAAACUUAUACAUAAACACUUAUAUUUUCUACAUUAAGAUUUAGAGGUGCAAAAACAGAUGGAUAUUUCUCAGAGUAAAGCAUAGAGGAGGAGGUUUGGAGCAUGCGGGAUGCCUUAGGCUUGUUGUUUGACUUUUUAUUGUAAGGAUAACAAAAAAGGUUGGCAGCAGGUGGAGGCGGGGCGGGAUGGGAGAAAUUUAAAAAUCAGCAGUGAUUGAUUACUUUGCCGGCAAGGUCAGUCAGAUCACAUGACCUUUUUAUCCUAAAAAACGAUGACAAUGCAAACCCUUAAUAUACAGCGGUUAUACCUACUUGAAAAUUUAAAGACAUAAACAGCUGAGAUAUUGGCCCGUGUUAAAGUUUUUGUACAUAAACUAACAUAUUUAAGGUUUUAUACGUAUUUCUACUGGGUUGGUUCUUUUACUUCCCCAACUUGAAGCACUUUUGUUCACUGUACCUCUGACUGUGUGUGUCUGUGUGAGUGUGUCUAUGUGUGUGUGCAUGCAGGCCUGCACACGAAGGUGAAUGUUUAGUUUCUUUUCCGCAGACACUUUAUUUGUUUCUCUUUUUUUGGUUUGGAAGCGUUUUUAUUUGUCCUGAUGUUUUCCUUCUUUCGCAGCUGUUUGGUUUCUCUCCCGGUGAUCCGUGAGGUCGAGAGCCAGGUUAGUUUGUUUGGAAGUGAUUUAUCAUUGUUUUAUGUUGCUUUUCUGUUAGCUUGUUUAUUUAGCCUGUUUGUUGAGAGCCCGUUGGGGCCGAUGUUAAGGUCCCUGCUGAGCCGUGUGGACAUAGGGGGGCGAGCUGGAAUCUCCCACCGUGUCACAGGGAGACCCUUUCACCACUACAGUCAGUGUCUCCUGUAUACAGGGCUUUCAGGGGAUGAGACGCACCCUCUGGCGGCCUUUUUGGAGGUUCUUAGCUUUUGUCACCGCUGGCUGUAUGUAUCUGAUUGUAUUUCUUAAUUUUGCUGGUUGUGACCGAAAAUGAAUGGUUACUUCCCUGAUAUAUUUGAUUUCUUGUUUUGAUAAAGUUAGCUUCUUACCUAUCGGAGCUCAGUCGCUACACCCAGUUGUGGGACUAUUUUUAACUACUCUUCAAAUAAAGCACUCAGUAUUCCACAUUCCACUGCGCACAUGUCUUUAAAAGGGGAACUGUUUUGGCUAACAGUCAGUGUUUCAAAUGUUCACCUGGCUGCCAUGAUUCAGAAGUUUACUUCAGGGGCCGUCGAUUGUUUUUACAACUCACUUUAGAUGAAAGCACGCUAACUGACAAAACGCCUUGACGCAAGAUGGCGGCUGCGUUCCUAGAGACACUGCAGUCGGAAAAUAGCGAUAUGAGGCAAUGUAUAUGAUGUGAAUAUUGAAAAAUAAAUGAGCUAGCCAGCUCCCAACGGAGUCCGUUUAACUAACGCUGGCCAGCCACCUGCGGUGAUGCUUAUUUCUGUAACCAGUGUAGCAUGUUAGCAGGUUGGAAUUGGCUAGCUAGCUAGCUUAGUAGUAUGUUGCAAAAACAAUGGAUGCCACCGAGGGUGUGUCGCUACCCCUUGGCGUCAGUGUCUGGUUGAGUAAAAGGUGCAACAGAGUACAUUUCGGACUACACUAAUCAGUGAAGCAGGGUGUAGAACCUUCAAACAGAGCAGCAUUCAAUCAAAACUCCUCAGCCUGGUGUUAUGUUUCUCUUUUAAUGGUGCAUUUAAGCGAUUACGAAGGGAUCUCAUUGAUAUUUGUGUUCUUGUUUUAAUCAGUGCUAGUUAAAUGGCUACAUUUCAUGAACUCUGGUAUUCACCACUUUGUGGGCCAUUUCAUGGUGAUACACUUGAAAACUACUGAGACUGAAAGUUCAGGUUUGGCUGUCUGUUUGUCAAGAGUCUGAUCAUAUAUCAUGAUCUACCUAAGCAAACGAGUUAAAGCUGUUCAACCUACAUCAGACUCAUAUCAGAAAAUGUCUAAAUCCAGCCCUUGGUUUAGAUUUAUAACUUUAUGAACCUUUUCCAAUGACACUGGUAGAUACAUUUUUCUACAAACAAACAAAAACUACCUUACCAGACCAUUCAUGUCUGCCUAUAUGGUAACUGAAUGGACUUGUUAGCUGUUCCAUGCACAGAGCCAGUUCCUCCAACGGACCUCCACAUUGGCGCCAGCAGUGGUUGCUCGCAGAGCCUCUUUACUCGCCCUGCGCUCAGUCAGUUUAAGUUGAAUCAACAAAAAGCAGUUGCCAGUGUCACCGCCGGUGUGUACCAAAAAGACCCAGGUUCUACCGAAUGCAUCAGUGUCAUGUGUUAAUGGCGGGAAGGAAGUCAGGGGUCGAGCGUCUCCUGGAGAUUUAAAUUCUAUACCAAAAUGAAAGAGGAGAAAUCCUGUCUCGUAUGACAUUGUCUUUCGGUAGAAUGUUUUGAUUCUCUGAACACAACAGUGUCAAAGCAGCCUGGAUGAAAAUGUUAAUAUUUGCUGCUGAAAAACUGUUUACUUUUUAUUGUUAUUUUUGUUUUAUUGUGACACUGGUUACCAACUUCAUGAGCUCUGUUACUUUCUAUAUCUGUACCUAAAGCGUAAUCAAAGGCAAGAUUGGUAUACAGGGGAAAAGACUGUACAAGUUAUUUUCUUAGGGCUUUUAAACCACAGUUUAAGGUCUAAAGCAUGUUGUAUUUAUAAUGGCUAUAUGUUGUGCCUGUUUUAUUUUAUUUUUUUCCUAAAUUCAAAACAAAACUAUGAUUAUGAUUUUCAUUUGACUACAUUGCUUUGCAUUCUGUCUUAGUAAAGCCAUGUCACAUGUCUGUUUUCACUCUAAUGUAAACUAUCAGAUAUCACAAUAAAUUGGCAUUAAGUUGUG
Molecule: messenger RNA, 5814 nt
Organism: Trematomus bernacchii (emerald rockcod)
Lineage: Eukaryota; Metazoa; Chordata; Actinopteri; Perciformes; Nototheniidae
Product: protein yippee-like 1
Exons: 6
Coding region: 726-1085 (119 amino acids)
Source: RefSeq, a predicted model, not a curated record